This is a messenger RNA of Caenorhabditis auriculariae, 2179 nucleotides long. Lineage: Eukaryota; Metazoa; Nematoda; Chromadorea; Rhabditida; Rhabditidae. The record is from the annotation of a GenBank genome assembly.
AUGUCGUCGUCACGUCUUCAAGAGCUCCAGCGAUGGACCAACCAGCACGUCUUCUCCUCGUCGCUCGACUACUGGAAUCAAGAACAGCCGGUCCAGCCGCCCAAUUACGGUGCCUGACCUCGAGUGACAGAGUUGUGACGUCGGUUCAGGAGCUACUACGGUGGCUGAUGACGUUACAACGGAGCAGCCGACGGAAAAUGGGAGGCACAUGGAGACGGUGGUCGAAGAGCCUCCUCCUGAAGAGCAUGCGGCGUCGUCGGAGAAGAUUUCUGCUCUGCAGGCUUCUUGGAACGUCACCAACGCAAUCCAGGGCAUGUUCAUAGUCGGAUUGCCUAUCGCAGUCAAGGUAAACCGUAGUAAAACAACCUGAGAAUAUGUAGCAGAGAGAAAUCGCUCUAAAAAAGCCAGAAGUGAUAAGCUUUAAGUAUUUUUCUAGUCAAAUUUUAAUUUAGAACAAUUGAAAAGUCUUACUGUAAGUCGCAAACUUAAGGUUGGCGGUUGGUGGUCGAUUCUGGCAAUGAUCGGAGUGGCCUACAUCUGCUACUGGACUGGGGUGCUGCUUAUCGAGUGUCUCUAUGAGAAUAAAGCAAAAGUGCGCCACAGCUAUCGGGAGGUAACUUCCAAAAAUAAACAUAUUAAUCGUCGUUUUCUGUUUUUGAACUGUAUCCAAGCAAGAGGGGAACAAAUAUAGUCUGUUCAGAUUUUGAAUGUCAAGUCGUCGCUCAAGCUCCGCCCCCUAAUGGCGCGAUAAACCAAUCAGAGAGCGAGCCAUCCACAGAGCAUUUUUGAAUCACGUCAUUCUACUUGACAUUCAAAUUCUGAACGGACUAUAUAAAAUAAUCUAGCGAUCGAUCAUCGCACAUGCACGAGCUUGAUUAUCAGAUCGCCGACUUCUACCGACCGGGAUUCGGCAAAUGGGUGCUCUCGGCUCAGUUGAUCGAGCUCCUCUCGACGUGCAUCAUCUACUUGGUCCUGGCUGCAGAUCUUCUCCAAAGCUGCUUCCCGUCGAUCGGUAAUCUUGUUCCUCUCGACGCUAUGAGCUUCCAGUCUCUAGACAAGGCAGGUUGGAUGAUGUUGGUGAGCGCAUCGUUGAUGUCGUGCUCCUUCCUCGACGACCUUGUCAUCGUGUCCCAACUUUCGUUGUUCAACGCCAUCUCGCAUCUCAUCGUCAACGUUAUUAUGCUCGUUUAUUGCCUCGCUUGUUUCAGGUUUGAAAUUGUAAGGAAAGAAGGAUUGGAGAGCUGAAUUUCAAGUGAUUGGUCCUUUUCUUCCGUAACAUUCGCUCUGAACAUCAACACCCUGCCGACAAUGAUUGGAGUCGUCGUCUUUGGCUACACAUCGCACAUAUUUCUACCCAGUUUGGAAGGAAACAUGAAGGUCGCGAAAAAUUUAGGCUUUUAACCAUCAGAAAAUCUUCCAGGACCCGUCGCAAUUUAGCGCGAUGCUCAAGUGGUCUCACGUCGCCGCUGCCGCAUUCAAAGUGAUCUUCGGUCUUCUGGGCUAUCUCACUUUUGCAGAACUAACACAGGUAAGAUAGUUUGAAUAAAAACAAAAAUAAUGAUGAAAUAAUUUUACAGCAAGAGAUAUCAAAUUCCUUGCCGAACCAGGGAUUCAAAACACUAGUUAACCUGGUCCUGGUGGUGAAAGCCCUUCUCUCGUACCCUCUUCCUUUUUAUGCCGCUGUACAGCUUAUCAAGCACAACCUUUUCCGUGGAUACCCCGCUACUCCUUUUACUGGGUGAGAAAAGGAGGCGUUUUAUAACUUUUCUUUCCAGAUGUUACUCUCCUGACGGAUCUUUGCGAGAAUGGGCUUUAACAUUGCGGAUAGUUCUUGUUCUUUUCACGUUAUUCAUCGCUUUAUCUGUCCCGUAUCUUAUUGAACUUAUGGGUCUUAUUGGAAAUAUCACAGGUGAGCUCAACCUUAAAUAAAAUAAACAUUAUCGAAUAAACUAAGGUACGAUGCUGUCUUUCAUUUGGCCCGCGAUGUUUCACUUGAGUAUUAAAGGUGCAGUUUUGGUUAACCGUGAUAAGAGGUAGUUUGAAAAUUACUCAAGUUCAUUGAUUUCUGAAGCCCAGGUUCGACCAAUUCAUCAUCGGUCUAGGAAGCACUAUUUGCAUAUCUGGCGUCUACUUCUCUUUCAUGGAGCUUCUUCGAGCAAUUAAUGCUGACGAUAAUUGA